Culex pipiens pallens (northern house mosquito) is the source of this 5221-nucleotide messenger RNA. Its product is annotated as band 4.1-like protein 5. Gene Ontology annotation, cellular component: cytoskeleton. The record is from RefSeq and is a predicted model, not a curated record. Lineage: Eukaryota; Metazoa; Arthropoda; Insecta; Diptera; Culicidae. The transcript is spliced from 9 exons. The coding region runs from base 850 to 3825 and encodes 991 amino acids.
UUCAGUUGAGAUUCGCGUUUCCAUCGGUCAAGACCCGUCCGCGGUUCACCUUUUUUUACCUUUAUUUUUUUGUGUUCUCGUGUCCGACCACCUCACUUAAGCCACCCUGAGUUGUGGUGUUUGGCCAAGCAAAAGUUUUAAUUGGAUUACGUUUGCGAAAAGUUCGUUGUUGUCGUGGUCGCCAACUGCGUUUUUGCGCUUCUUCAGGUUUGCGCGUUUUGCUUUUGUAGAAAGUGUCGUGUGUGUGUUUCUGGACACUUCCCCAGAGCGGCCUCAGGCGGGUGGAAAAAGGGGGCCCUGAAAUGUUGUUCCGUCCCGCACGGGACAGGGGAGGCAGAGGACGAAGCAAAACCAGCUUCUGGGCGAGUGUGUGAGUGUGAGUUUUCGUGGGUUUUCGUUGUGUGUCGAGAAGGUGUCCAAGAAUCUUGAAAGGAGGAGAAGGAGAAAGAGUUGUUUGCUGGGUUGUUCCUCCGUGGCCAGCAGCAACAGCACCAGAAGAAGUUGGCCAAAGCAACUAAUGCAGAAGCAGCAGCAAAGAAGAGUCGAGUAUUUGUGUGGUGUGCGUGUUUGAGCCGAGAGAAUCAAGUCCAAGAAAGAAGCAAGAGCAAAAGGCGAAGGUCCGGCGAAGGCAAAUUAAGGGGAAGAGUGCGCCGGGGCCAGGCCAGGUCUGACGUGCGAGUGCUAGUCCGUCCACCUUCGGCGGGGUCGACUAAAGUGCCCACAGGAAAAUCAGUGUGUGUGUGAGUGUGGGCCGUAAUCAAAUAUUGAAACACACGACGGGCGAUAAGAGAGUUGGAAGCGUAUUUUUUGGUCGGUUGUAAUUCUGGAUUAAGUUGCUGCUGCCCCAGUAUGCUGCGAUUUCUGAGUCGCCGCAAGACCCGGAACGUGGGACCCGGGUCGGACGUGGCAGACAGUCAGAUCAAGUCACAGCGGAUACCCACCAACAAAAACCUGGUGCCGUGCCGGGUGAUUCUGCUGGACAACACGGACCUGCCGGUGGAUUUGACGAAAAAAGCCCUGGCCGGUGAUUUAUACGAGCAAGUUUUCUACUCGUUGGACCUCAUCGAGAAGGACUACUUUGGGCUGCAGUACACCGAUGCCAACAACGUCAAGCACUGGCUUGAUCCGACGAAAGCGAUCAAGAAGCAGGUCAAAAUUGGCCCUCCGUACACCCUGCGACUCAAAGUAAAGUUCUACUCCUCGGAACCGAACACGCUGCGCGAAGAACUCACCCGGUACCAGUUCUUCCUCCAGCUCAAACAGGAUCUCCUCGAUGGCCGGCUCGAGUGUCCGGAUGCGCAGGCUUCCGAGCUGGCCGCGCUCGCCCUUCAAUCUGAGCUGGGCGACUACGACGACACGAUCCACACGGCGGCGACCGUGUCCGAGUUUCGGUUCGUGCCCAACCAGACGGAGGAGCUGGAGCUGGCGAUCCUGGACGAGUACAGAAAGUGCGCCGGCCUGACGCCGGCCCAGGCCGAGACGAGCUUCCUGAACAAGGUCAAGUGGCUGGACAUGUACGGCGUCGACAUGCACACCGUGCUGGGCAAGGACGGCUGCGAGUACCAUCUGGGCCUGACGCCCACCGGCAUCCUGGUGUUCGAGGGCAUCCAGAAGAUUGGCCUCUUCUUCUGGCCCAAGAUCGGCAAGCUGGAUUUCAAAAAGAAGAAGCUCACCCUGGUGGUGGUCGAAGACGACGACCACGGCCGCGAGCAGGAGCACACGUUCGUCUUUCGGUUGCACAACGAGAAGGCCUGCAAGCACCUGUGGAAGUGCGCCGUCGAGCAUCACGCCUUCUUUCGACUGCGCGCUCCCGUCAAGGGCCCGUCGGCGCGGCAGAACUUUUUUCGGAUGGGCUCCCGCUUCCGAUACUCUGGCAAGACAGAGUUCCAGACAACGCAGCAGAACCGAGCCCGGCGGACGGUCCAGUUCGAGCGGAGGCCCUCGCAGCGUUUCGCCCGACGUCAGUCGCACGUGCUGCGAGACCGCCAAAAGCAGGUCAAUCCCGACCAGCAGCAGCAACAGCCAUCGCAACAGCCUGCGUGUACCGCUGACGAUGCUCAGCACUCCACGUCGGGAACGUCAACUCCAUCCGCGAACACGGUGAUCCACAACCACAUCUCUGCGUCUGCGAGCAGUGCGUCGGACAUUGGGCUGCACGUGGUGAAUGGGAACCUGCCGUCGCUCAGCUCGAACAAGUCGAUCUCGAGCAGUGAGGACAUUGCGUACGGGGGCAAGUUGGGAUCGUUCGGGAAGGCCGGCGUUGCGUACAAACCCGAUGAACACGUGGGCAAGCUGAUUGACCACGAUGUACCGUUUCUGCGGGCGCCCGGUGGCAGUCACCAUCACGGGGGUUCGUUCGGCAAGGCUUCCAUCAGUUCCGGGUUCAGCAUCCGGACGAACUCGUCCGAUCGGGACAGCCAAAUUGACACGUUGAUGAAGUCGAUCGCCAAGGAUCCGUCGCCGUCGCUGCACGGCGUGGAACUGAACGACGCCAGUAGCUUUAAGAUCACCAUCAACAAGACUUCGGAGCUGGAGACGAACAACGAUACGUUGAAGAAGCUGGCCGUUUCGGCCACCCCGGAGAAGCCAAACAAUCAGAUCAAACUGUCGAACGCAGCGAUAACGCCGCUGCCGCCCGGCCAGAUCAAGUGCAAUAUUUUGAAAGCACGCGUCGAAGAAGAACUUCACCCGAAACUGACCAACCAUCAGCUGUACGUACCAAGUCAACCGCUGCACGAUGGACCGGACUCGAUGAACGCGGCCACGUUUGUGUCGGUGGGCGGUGACAAGCUAACCCUGAAUCUAACGGGAACCACGACUCCGACGGUCAGCGGUCACACCACCGUAACCACGAUGAUAGGCACCGCAAGUCCGGCGGUCAUAACACCGGUGACCACACCGACCGCCCUUCCGUUCAAAAGCUUCCUCCCGUCGUCACCACUGCCACCGCCACCGGUCACGCCACCUCCCUCUCUCGUUUCCAACACCAGCACGACCGCGGUCCACAACAGUCUCCCCGAUCAAAGCACCUUCCUGCUAAACAACGGAUCUUCCCCGCCGGACAGCGUAACCGUGACGCACUUUUCCGAACAAAAGGGCGGCAUCGUGGAGAAAAUCAGCGUUCCUUCCGCCAGCAUUCUGGACGCGGCCCUAACCGUUGAAAAACUCGUCAACCUCAACCCCUUCCUAAGCAUGUCCUCUGGUCCGUCCUCCCCAACCUCCGUAAUCGCAGUGACCACCCCCAGCAAAACCUCCACCAAUCCCUUCCACAACAUCUCCUCGAGCAGUUCCGGCAACUCGGAACCGUCCGAAUCCGUGCCCAGUUCGCCUCCCCAGCAUCAGCUCGAGUUCAAGAGUAGCAACCCGUUCAAGGACGUCGGCAGCAGGGCGCGCAGCAAAUCCCCGGCCGUAAUCACCAGCCGGGGAACGUCCCCCAGCGUGAACGGAACUAGCAAAAACAACGGCACUUCCGCGGCAGUAGAGCUGAAGGACCUGCGGAGAACGCCCAGCUUUGCUGGUAAGCGACGGUCGGUGGAGCUGGCGGUGCCGGUGGAACCGGUGACUGCGACGACGGUGAUGGUAAGCGAUUCGACGGAUGCUGCUCCUCCGGGAUUGGCGGUGAACACGACGACGCUCAGUAAUGGAAGUGCGAUGUUGGACGAAAAGAAGGCAGUUCAGGCGACGAUUGCCAAGGAAGCCCUCAAGGAGAACAUUAAGCCCCACUCGAUGCAUAUCUCGCCCUGGCUCGUCUCGUCCGACGUCGUGACCGGUUCGGCGAAGGAGGCCACCAUCAUCCGGAAGUCGGUUAUAACUACGCAGCUGUAGGAACUCGACGCGUUUCUUCUUCUUCGUUGAGCUUGUAAAAGUGUUUUAAUUUUACCCGCAGAAUCACACGAAAAAUUGUGUAGCAAAAACCUCUAUUGUUUUAUGUUUCAAGUACUUAAACCGACUUUAUUUGUUGUAGCAGUAACAAACCAGAGCAGCUUUUGGCAGAAAUGAUGAUGAUCAGCUGCAGCAGCAGCGUCCAAGUAGUAUUAAACGAUCUCAACACAUUCCACCACUGUUUGCCUUCCGCAUUCUCAAGAUCUUUGACAUUGAAAUCCUAAAGUUUAGCUGUGAAAUCCAUUUCGCCUUCGAAAGUGGUGCUUUUUCUUCGAAGAAACUACCGGAAACAACGCAUUCCUGCUUUUUUUUGUUUGCCUCUAUUAGCGUUAAUCUGUUCUAACUAAACCGAAAUACUUGGUAAGAUUUAUCAGAAUCAGUCAGAUUCGCCCCUGCUUAAACAUUGUCUAAGUUGAGUGAUGCUGUCCACAUCGAAUUAGUUUGUACCGUUUUUUCUUGCACCAUUCAGAGAAGUACUUAAACCCCACACACACCUACGUAAACCACAUCGACAGACCGACACAUUAGUUUGUGUAAGUGCACUUAGAGAUUCAGGUGCCAUCAUCAUCUGGAAAACGAAAGGAAGCAAAAGAAAACUGAAUGAAUGAGGAAGUAGCCUAGUUGAUAAGUAUUUAUUGAGAGUGUUUGCUGAAACAUCGGUAAACAACUCUGUAAACAUCAUGUGUGUUUAGCAAAAUGUGAAAUAAUUUUAAAAAUUAUGAUCAUGCAGAAAAGCAAAAAAUGAAACUAGACAACAGGAAACACGCCACGGAAAACGAAUUACAUUAGCCGUAGUAAAAAAAUCUAUACUUAUUCACUAUAGCUUGUAGGAGCGGAUUUUAGUGCAGUGCAAGAAAAGUUAAAAGCCUUAACAAAGUGAGAACGUGAAUCAAAAUUUUAACGUGUAAACGUGUAUCUAUUUACAGUCAGAGUAUUUUUAAAAUUGAAAAUUUUUAAAAUUUGAAAAAAGUUUUAUAUAUAUACAUAUACAUACAACGCAAGCUACACAGAUUGACGCUUGAUUUGUGUACUUUUCAAUAUAUAUUAUAUAUGAAAUGCCUUAUGUUUAUUAUAUGUACUUCGAAACUGAUCAGGAACUAUCAUUGCAUUGAUACUAUUGAUGGAAAACACAACGGUGAACUGUUUGAAUUGCAUUAAAAAGAAUUGAAUAAAAAACAAGAUUGCAGUUCUGCAGACUAGUUGGCAACUUCCAUGUGCGAAUGAUAGAGAGGAAGGAUAAAUCAAUUACAGAAGUUUAUAUACAUAUAUUUAGAAAACUUUUUGCAACAAGUGAUGAAAAAAUAUGAAUUAAAACCAUGUUUAAAAGCAGUGUACUUGA